AUGGCAAAAACAAUUACCGUGGACGAAGCACUGGCAGAACUCGGAGGAUUCGGGUUAUUUCAAUGGCUUAUUUAUCUCGGUGCGAGCAUUGCCGAAAUGGCUGUGACUUAUCAAAUAUUUUUGUUGACAUUUAUAACCGCCGAGCCCAAGUGGCUUUGCAAGAACGAGAGUUUGAUAUGUAAUUUCAGCGAGCCUAUGGGUCUGACAGACGAUGAUUACGAGGCGAGAUGUGAUAUGCCCAGAUCGGAGUGGAAAUUUGCGGAUGAUUUUACGUCUAUUGUUACUGAGGUUGGUUCAGAUCAGCAUGUUGCAAUUUAUUGAUGGAUUCAGAUUACGUUUACACCAGCCCGGGCGAAUUUGGAACCGCAUGUACGCAAAUUUGUCCGAUUCCGUGACCUGUGCGAAAUAUCUGACAUGCGUGACCAGUGAAGGCUAGUGAUGGGCGAUACCGAGUACUCGGUAUUCGAUACCAGCGAUACCACAAACAGCGGUAUCGGUAUCGAUUGCUGACGUGGUAUCGUUCGAUACUUGCACCCUUUUUUAAUUUAAACAACUUGUUUAAUUUCACUUCUUGGUUGAAUAAGACUUAAUGAACCACUAAAAUAAUUCUUAAUAUUGCAAAUGUGGUGCGCCAAGUCAUGUAUAGAAAAUAUUUAUUACGUUUCGGGCUUUUGGUUACUUAUAGCUUUAUUUAUUUUACAUACAGUAAUGUAAAAUGUUUUUCCGCUGACCGGCAGGUAUCGAAAGUAGCCGAUACUAGCAAUUUAAGUACUCACUUCCGGUAUCGAAAAUUGAAAUUUUGUGUUUAUUUUGGUAUCGAAAUAAGUAUCUGUAUCGACCGAUACCGAUCCUAAAAGUAUCGGUAUCGGUAUCGAAUUAAAAAUCCUGGUAUCGCCCAUCACUAGUGAAGGCGCGAAAUAUUAGAGAGGUCAAGAUGUUCCGGUUUACGGGUACGAUUACGGGUACGAGUAUCGCCAUUUUGUUUACCAAUUUUUGCUGAUGUCAGCAUUUUUACCCGUAAUUGCUACCCGUUUCCCCGCGGUAAACCAUGCUCUACACGUAAAAGACAAAGGUACGGGUGUUUUCUGUUUAAUUUGUGCUCCACCUUUGAAUUUACUACUUUACUACUUUGAAUUUACUACUUUACUACUUUGAAUUUACUACUUUUACAACUCUAUUAUAACAGCUUUUACACCAGUUUUGAAAUAUGUUAAACUUAUUAAACGUGUGCUCUUUAGCAAUGAUUUAAGAAAGCAAAUUAACCACUAGUCAUGCUAUUCACCAAAGCAGUAAAUUAAGAUUUGGCGUUUGAAGUUGACGUUUGGCGUAUAAAUUUCAUGCUUGAACUGCUACGAGGGCUUGUUGUCGUUAAACUGAUGAAAUUUAUACGUCAACUUCAAACGCCAAAUCUUAAUUUACUGCUUUGGUGAAUGGCAUGACUAGUGGUUAAUUUGCUUUCUUAAAUCAUUGCUAAAAAGCACAAGUUUAAUAAAUUUAACAUAUUUCAAAACUGGUGUAAAAGCUAUUAUAAUAGAGUUGUAAAAUCAAAAACCUCGCUAGCGGUUUGACGUUUGCCGUAAACGUCAAUCUAAAGGUCUCUAAUAUGAUAAAUUCGCGGCUCUUAAGGGACUGGUCAUAAUUUAGCAGGAGGGGUGGGGAGGUGGAAACAGUGGGGGGGGGUCACAUAUUAUUUAGCCAGGAAAAAGGGAGGUUCAUAAAAUAUUAGACAGUUUAUGAAGGCGGGGAGGGGGUCUGCUGUUUUAGUUCAAUUAAUUGUUUUAUUCAUGCUUUCUCACAUUUUGUUUGAGUUGCAUUGAAAAAAAUUGAUUCUUUAAACUUAGAAUGAAAAGUUUGAAAAAAUUAAAGUUUUAUAUAUGACUAUGUAUUGGUAUAAUAUAAAUUUUAGUAUUUGAUUUAAAGCGCAACUAGAAAAUUAGAAAAUUUAAAGUGCAAUGAGAAAAUUCAUUGAAUGCAGGGUUUAGUAGUAGGUAGGUACAUUUUUACUGACACGAGCAAGAGAGAGGGGGGGGGGGCAUUAUUUUUCCGGGUUAUGGCAAAGCAGGGUCACAAAAUAUCAUUCCUUAAAAUUUUGAAUUACACCACCCCACCCCACCCCUGAUAAAUUAUGACCAGUCCCUAACCCCUAGCACUAACCCUAAUCGAACUUUUUUAAAACUUUUUGCCUGAAAAUCUAGCUUUUUUUACUUUUUUUAACUUUUUUUGAAGAUACAAGUUAUUCUCCGAUUUACGGGUACGUGUAUAUUACCCGUACCCGUAAAUCGGAACCGGGGUAUCUAGUUAACCUCUCUACUUGCUAAAUUAGGUCAUUGCCUGUCGAAGGUGAGAUGGCUGUGAAACUCAUUAGAAUAAAUUCAGUCCCAAAACACACAAAAGACUUGUGUAAGAAUACAAGAAUUAUUACAUUGUAAUGUAAUAAUUUCGAUUUUGUUAGCUAUAUUUCACCUGUAGGUGAAUAUAACAGCUUCAAACACUCAAUAAUUCAUAAGCUUAUUGACAAAUCAUGUCAACCAUAAUAUGUCAUGUGCAGUGGCUUUUAAACCUAAUAAAACACUCCUAAUUAGUAUUCUUUAUAUAAAGAAUACUAAUAAGGCAGUAUCUAUUGUAGUCGUGUCCUCAUUAGUAUUCUUUAUAUAAAGAAUACUAAUAAGGCAGUAUAUCCAUUGAAUUUGUAGUCGUGUUUGAAGCCGUUUAAUAAACUCUAAGGACGUGUUUUAUUAGGUCAGUGUUUUACUACGCCCUGGUCUAAAGCCACUCGCGUUGCGCGCUCGUGGCUUUCAAAACCUAAUAAAUUUUGGGAAAAUAAAGAUUAAUUAGUGGUUAAAAUGAGUGGUCAAAAAUUUCACUGACCCCUCCCCCCCCAUUCAAAUAGGUCUAUAGCGCCGCCCCUGUACAUGAAAUGCAGUCUGAAGAAAAAAUUAUGUCUAAAGUUCAGCAAGUUUUAAUUAGUAAAUAUGGCGUCAGUUUUAAAGAAUCGUUGACCGUGAUGAUAUUAAUUGGGUUUUUUUAAUUUUAUGUUUCUCCAUCAGUAGAUGCGUUUAUAAGAAAAUAAAGCUAAAAACAAAAUAAUUUUGCGAGAUAUUCGCCAAAAAGAUUUUAAAUUUUGCAGUUUGAACGCUCUUCAUGCAUCGCAAAUGCGCGUGCGUAGAUAUUAAAAAGUACCUCUUGUAAUCCUUUGCAAUCCUUAAUUUUCUUUUCAGUUUGAUUUAGUUUGUGAUGACUCAAUCCUCGCCACUGUGGCAAGUAUGUUCAUUUUUGCUGGAUGGAUUAUCGGCAGUAUACUGUUUGGUUUCCUCUCUGACAGAUUUGGGCGCAAAGUCGCAUUCUUGGCUUGUGUCAUAAACAUUAGUGUGGUUGCUCUUGCUGGCGCUUUUGUACAUAGUCUAUGGCUGUUUAUUAUCAUCAGAUUCUUUGUUGGAGUAGGUAUUG
Paramuricea clavata is the source of this 3447-nucleotide messenger RNA. The record is from the annotation of a GenBank genome assembly. Lineage: Eukaryota; Metazoa; Cnidaria; Anthozoa; Malacalcyonacea; Plexauridae.